AUGAGCAGCGCACUUGCCCGCAAUCCACACGUCGAGUUGUUUCCCCUGAUAAACGCACCAGGUCAUGACAGAUUCGGGGAACACUCAUCACCCGAACAGAUAGUCAGAAUGAUUCCAUUUCCGUCUCAACUGAGUUCCUCCGAUUGUGAAAGAUUGCUCAAUGGGCUACUCUCGGAACAUGGACACCCAGAAACCGCUACCUAUUGCGGUUUCAAAGAGGGCAGAAAUAAUAGCCUUGUGGUAUUCACAUGCCAAGCAACUCCAUUUUAUGCACUCCUCAAGUACUGCAUACGGACCCCUCGAUAUAUUUCUUUUUCACAGAAACGCCAAUAUCCAAUUUAUCAGCCCGUCAAAUUCCUUGUAGCAUUGACACGUCAUUUUGGAGUUCAAGGAGUGGGUUUACCUAUCCCUAAUAUCCUUUUUUAUGACUCCGGUUUUGAGAACGCUAUUUCUUGUCCAUAUGUUGUCAUGCAAAUGAUAUCUGGGACCACACUAGAAAAGCUAUACCAAACCAUCCAACGAUCACCGGAUUUUUUCCCCUUUGUAUUGCAAUACUGCCAACUUGCGCGUGAAAUAGCAUAUUUCGUUGCUAAGAAGGAAAGUGUUAAAAUUCCAGGCUACGGCGUCCUUAGAAAUGUAACAGAUACGGAAAUAUGGAACAGAGAAGACCCAAAUGCUCGCUACGACCUUGCUGUGGACGAACUCAACAUAGCGGGUGCCGAAAUGCCAAAAUUCGGCUUUCGCAGCUUCAUCAGUAGGUUGGUGGGAAAAGAGUUGCAAAGACAUUUUGAUCUGCAGGCAAUGGGGCAGAGAUAUCAAGGCAUAAAACUCGGAAUUGUAUGGAUGGAAAUGUUUGUAAAACAUAUGUUCAGCGAUCAAGACUCGACACUUUGGCAUCCAGACUUUCAUCCAAGAAAUAUCUUGAUUGUUCGACAUGGGAAUCAUGUUCGUCUGUCAGGUGUUAUCGAUUGGGACAAUGCUUUGGCUCUACCGCGUAUCAUGACAAGAGAACCUCCUUCUUUUCUCUGGAACCAGCCCGGCGUUCUUACACAGCAAGAGGCUGAUGCGGUUAAACAAGCAUUUGAUGAGACGAUAGAGCAAUUGGUUCCUGGAUAUACAGAAGAUGCAUACUCGAGACCUCGAGUUCUCACUCGAGCUUUGGGCAUGUAUUUGUUAUAUGGCCCCCAAUGGAAGCAUUAUGGAGAAAUCUCCUUUGACGAAUUCCUACUGGAAUGUGAAAGAUUUUUUGGCCCUGAUUUGCAAUUCCCUAUUAUAUAA
This is a messenger RNA of Botrytis porri, 1278 nucleotides long. RefSeq lists its product as uncharacterized. Bases 1 to 1278 code for a protein of 425 amino acids. The transcript is spliced from 2 exons. The record is from RefSeq and is a predicted model, not a curated record. Lineage: Eukaryota; Fungi; Ascomycota; Leotiomycetes; Helotiales; Sclerotiniaceae.